AUGGCGACCAACAGUGUUUUGAUCGGCUGUGCUCAGCAAGGCGACAUGGUCCUGGCCAAGAAGUACUACGACAAACUCAAGCAGAUGGGCCACUACCCCGACAGUAACGGCUAUGCUAGUUUGUUGCUCGGCAGUGCGCAGUGUGCCACUGACGAGGCUACCGAUGCGUUGAUUAUCCACGACGAGGCCAGACGCCAUGGAGUCAAGCCAACUACCUUUUUCUACAACGUCAUUAUCUCCAAGCUUGCCAAGGCCCGCAAGCUCGACCAUGCCCUGGGUCUGUUUGAGGAGAUGCGCCAGCUCAAGGUGGCACCCAAUGCGAUCACCUAUGGUACCAUCAUCUCGGCCUGUGUGCGUGCCGGAUCCGAGGUACAUGCACGCAGAUUCUUUGGCGAGAUGCUGUCUUCAUCGGUCUACCAGCCCCGGGUCGGUCCGUUCAACAACAUGAUGCAGUUCUAUGUACGCCAGCAGCCCAACCGCGAGCGGGUCCUGGAGUACUUUGGCGAGAUGCGCCGCCGUCACAUCAAGCCGUCUGUGCACACCUACAAGCUGUUGAUGGAAGCCUAUGCAUCCAUGGCCCCUUAUGACAUGCCAAUGGCCCACCGGAUGCUGCACGACAUGGAGCGCAAGGACAGGCUCCGCCCUCAGGCCACCCACUACGCCACCUUGAUCUAUGCCUACGGUACUCUGCAGCGCGAUCUCAAGAGCGCCGAGCGAGUGUUUGAGGAGAUGAACAAGGCCAAGGUCCAGGCCGACGAGGCGGUCUACCAGGCCAUGCUAGAUACCCUGAUCAGCAACGAUUGUCUGGAGCGUGCCGAGGCCAUGUACCACGACCAGGACAUGAUGGGCUCAAUCGUCAAGAGCAGUUCGCCGUACAUCGAGAAUCUGUUUAUCCGUGGAUAUGGUGCCAAGAAGCAGAUCCACAAAGCCGAGCAGAUGUUUGAGGCCAUGACCGAUGACCGCCAGACCACUAACAACAACAACAACAACAACGAAAAGGUUGUUGUGAUUCGGGAGCCAAGUACAUUUGAGGCCAUGGUACGGGCUUAUCUUGACAAUGAUAUGGUUGUCGAAGCCAAGCGAGUACUUGAUCUGAUGGUCCAGCGCGAGUUUCCUGAAAAGGUUGUUGCAGUUGUCGCAGACUUGGUGCUUGAUUAAAGAAAAUGAUAUUCUCUAUCUUGUUUAAUUUUUUUUAUUAUUCUUUAAAAUAAUUAAUACUAGAUAUAUAAAUAAUAAUAAUAAUAAUAAUAGUAAUAUGUUUCUGUGAGUGUGUAUCUAUGCCUGUAUAUAAAUAUAAAUAUGAUUUUCUUUAUUCUCUCUUGUACAAAAAUAAAAACCAAGCCAAACCAAACCAAACC
This is a messenger RNA of Phycomyces blakesleeanus NRRL 1555(-), 1358 nucleotides long. RefSeq lists its product as hypothetical. The coding region runs from base 1 to 1158 and encodes 385 amino acids. The transcript has a single exon. The record is from RefSeq and is a predicted model, not a curated record. Lineage: Eukaryota; Fungi; Mucoromycota; Mucoromycetes; Mucorales; Phycomycetaceae. Gene Ontology annotation, molecular function: protein binding.